Anguilla rostrata (American eel) is the source of this 3018-nucleotide messenger RNA. RefSeq names its product proprotein convertase subtilisin/kexin type 9 (gene pcsk9). Gene Ontology annotation, molecular function: serine-type endopeptidase activity. Bases 174 to 2174 code for a protein of 666 amino acids. The transcript has 12 exons. Lineage: Eukaryota; Metazoa; Chordata; Actinopteri; Anguilliformes; Anguillidae. The record is from RefSeq and is a predicted model, not a curated record. Gene Ontology annotation, biological process: proteolysis.
AACACUAUUAUAAUAGCCAAAAGCUUUUAGGCAAUUUAUCAAGGCAUUGCAAAAGUAAUUGCGAAUCACGUUCAAAAAGACAGUAGAUUGUUUUGUUUUGGAUCAUAUUAUAAUUCUGUAUUAACUACAGUCAUACAGUAGAAGGUACCCCAUCAUCAUCAGCCCAUUCUACAAUGGGGCAAUUAGUCAAAUUUUUCAACUUUGCUUUUAUUUUGUGCCUUGUUUUUCCCUUUACCGUGUGGGCUGAAGACUACGCUGAGGACGAUGGUCUGAUUCUGUCUGUGACUCUUCAAGAUGAUACCCAACCAGAAUCUGGAACUGAACCAACUGCAGAUUUUCUCAGGUGUAAUAAGGACGCAUGGCGAAUGCCUGGGCAGUAUAUUGUUGUAAUGCGCGAAGGCACUCACGAGUCUCAAAUGGAGCGCACGAAGCGGAGGCUCUUGGCACGCGCGGCCAAACACGGACACCUUAUAGAAGUCCUUCAGACCUUCUCGGGAGCUUUCCGUGGAUUUCUUGUCAAGAUGAGCAGCGAUGUGCUUCACCUGGCAGUCAGGCUGCCGCACGUGGACUACAUCGAGGAAGACUCUUCCAUCUUCGCGCAGGGCAUUCCGUGGAAUCUUGACCGGAUUGUACAGACAGAACACACUGCUGGAAAGUACAGCCCACCAAAUAACGGUGGGCAGGUGGAGGUGUACCUCCUGGACACCAGUAUUCUAAGUAGUCACAGAGAGCUCGAGGGGCGGGUCCAGGUCACUGACUUUAACAACGUUCCAGAGGAGGACGGCGUCCAGAUCAAUCGACAGGCCAGCACGUGCGAGAGUCACGGCACCCACACAGCCGGAAUCGUUAAUGGCAGGGAUUCGGGCGUGGCCAGGGGGGCCAUUGUGAACAGCGUCCGUGUGCUGAACUGCCAGGGGAAGGGCACUGUGUCCGGGGCUCUUUCGGCCCUGGAGUACAUCCGCACAACCCUGCUGGCCCAACCGUACAGGCCCCUGGUUGUGCUGCUGCCCUUCGUGAGCGGGUUCAGUCGAACCCUGAAUACCGCCUGCCGAGAGACGGUGCGCAACGGCGGGGUGGUCAUCGCCGCGGCAGGAAAUGACCACGAAGACGCCUGCCUCUACUCGCCCGCGUCUGAACCACAGGUGAUCACUGUGGGUGCCACAAACUUCGAAGACCAGCCGGUGAGCAGGACCAACUAUGGCCGCUGUGUUGACCUCUUCGCUCCCGGAGAUGACAUCAUCAGCGCCUCCAGUGACUGUCCCACGUGUUUCACUGCCAACAGUGGCACGUCACAGGCAGCUGCCCAUGUGGCCGGGAUAGCUGCUGUGCUCCUCAACUCUAACCCCAACCUCACAUCCACCGAGGUCCUGCAGCGGCUACUGCUGCACUCUGUCAAGCACGCCAUGGACCUCAGUGCCUUCCCCGAGGAGCAUCGUCUGACCACUCCCAACAUGGUGGCCGCGCUGCCCACCUCCACGUCCGAAGGAGAGGAGUUACUGUGCAGGUCGGUCUGGUCGGAGAAGUCUGGCACCUCAUCUUCGGACACUGCGGGGGCCCGCUGCGGACCUGGAGAAGAGAUGUUCAGCUGCUCCAGCUUCUCCCCCAACGGUGUCCGUGCGGGAGAAACCAUUUCUGAGCGAGAGGGCCAGCAGGAGUGCAUCGCCCAUAACGGACCUGGCGGACAAGGGGCUCACGCCAUCGCCCGCUGCUGCAUUUGGGCCAGCGCAGAGUGCCAGGCCAGUGCCUCCGAGCAGCAGGGCACAGCGGUGGCAUGCCCCAGCCCAGACCACCACCUCACAGGCUGCAGCUCCCACUCGGUCUCCGGGGGAACGGCCGACUCCACGCGGCCCCUCCACGGUGUCAGGAACGCGGCGUGCUCCAGCGGGGAGGGCGCCAAAUCGCACGCCUCCUGCUGCCGGGCUCCCAGCCUGCAGUGCCAGCUGAAGGAGCACGCGCCGCCUGGCUUCAACGAGCUGGUGGAGGUGUCCUGCGAGGCGGGCUGGACCCUGACGGGCUGCAGCACCCUGUCCCGCGGCUCCCUCACCCACGGGGCCUACGCCAGGGGGAACACCUGCGUGGUGACGAGCUCCGGGGGCGGUGAGGGGGCCGAGGCCUUCGCCAUCUGCUGCCGCCACGCCCGGUCCCAGAAGCGCACCGGGAGCAACCAUAAAUAAUCUCCAGCGCCAGAGCCCCGGCCCGUCGGCCCCUGCUUUUAGAGGGCCCUCUCGUUGCACUCAGCUCUUCCUUUAUGAUAUAUAUUUUAUACAUGGAUUCCCGUCAGGCCACUUUCCAGCGUUAUCGCUAAACGUUUAAAGUACACUCGGAGACGAGAAGAGAUCGCCUGCCUGUCCUGGCAGCUUCCCGUUAUCCACUCCGUUUGAGUAACGGACUUUUGAAACAGAAUAAGGUACGAGGCAGUUCACCGGCUCCGCAGUCACAGUGGUUCUGAAAGUACGACGUGACACGUUCCAAUUGGCAAGUAACUACGUUGUUGCGCAACGGCAGCCAUUUUGUGUAAUGGCCAUACAAUCUGACCUUCCCACAGCCUCGGGAGUUUACAUGUAGCCACGUUGUCAACGGUUACCAUUUACAGUUCAGCUGUCGUCUUAGUAAAUUCAGCUACACUUCACCUGAUGUCAAUCAUACUUUCUUCCAAUAAAAAGUCCAGAAUUAUAUGUCCAAAUUAGAGUGGCUGAACGUUUGAUUAGAAUAAUGAACCACAGCUAAGAUGUCCCUUAUUAAAGCUUCUGAACUCUUGAUGAGGGGUUAAAUUGUGACACCAUUUCAAGGAUCAAGGUGCCCCUGCAUUUCCUCCCGAAUGCUUUAAUUCCAGUGCAGAUGAACCAAUAGUGCCUAAUACAGGGUUCACCAUUUUUCCCACCGAGCCUACUGUAUUCAUUUAUGCAUGCAGGUAACACUGUAUCAAAAUGUAUUAUGAACCAAAGUAUUUUAAAUGCACUUGUAUAUAUUUGUACUCAUCAAAUGGCAUUUUUACAAUAAAAAGCCUUUUUAAAAAUG